GACAGGACGGGGGGAGGGGGCGGCGGCUUCUCUGGAGACUGAGCUCGAGCCCGGACCAUCACACCGCGGAGCUAUGACUGGAUGACGGCUCUGCAUCUCUGGACUCCGCCGGACCGCACCGUACUGCGCCGUAUUCCUCAGCACAUGUUCACACUGUGCACCAUGGGGGAUGCCGGGACCUGCUUUGGGAUGGUAGUCUGACUGAAUUCUCAUCCCCCUUCUCUAUUGCACAUCCCAAGAUCUGUCAUGGCCAAGCUUCCCCCAGGAGCAGGAUCUGCCGCGGACCUGGACAAGAUCCCAGACGAGGAGCUCCUCAGGUGGAGUAAGGAGGACCUGAUCAAGAUGGUGAGGAGAGUGGAGCUGGAGAAGAUGAGUGUGAUGGUGGAGCAUGGCAACCUGAUGAAGGAUGUGAACAGGAGGCUGCAGCUUCAUCUCCAUGAGAUCCGGGGGCUGAAGGAGGUCAAUCAGAAGCUGCAGAAUGACAACCAGGAGCUCAGGGAACUCUGCUGCUUCCUGGAUGAUGAUCGGCAGAAGGGCAAGAAGCUGUCCAGGGAAUGGCAGAGGUUUGGGAGGCACACCGCCAGUGCCAUGUGGAAGGAUGUGGGGUCCUACCAGCAAAAACUCAAGGACCUGGAGACCAAGCAGGAGGCACUGAUCAGGGACAACUUGGAGCUCAAGGAGAUAGUCCUCAUGUUGGAUGAGGAGAGGAAUGGCGCUGGUUCUAGGAGCUCCAUCGAUAGCCAAAACAGUUUGACCAACCUCAAUGGGGGCUCUGGGGCAAGGGAUGUAGGGGAUGGCAGCAGUACGUCCAGUACCGGCAGCGCGGGCAGUCCAGAUCACCAUCACCACAACCCCCAUCAUCCUCCUCCUCAUCAUCAUCACCCCCCCAAACCGGUGGAGAAUAAAGGGGGCACCAUCAGGAGAUCAGCAGAUGACCUCUCCACCCUACCGCACCAUAGAAGUAUUCCUAAUGGGCUGAAUGAUACAUCUUCCAACUAUAUCCGCCAACUAGAGACCAAAGUGAAGCUCCUGGAAGACGACAAUAAACUUCUGUCUCAGCAUUCCAGCCACAGCGAGUUAAGGACAUUACGGAAAGGCUUAUCGCCGUACCACUCAGAAUCGCAGCUGUCAUCGCUUUCUCAGUACCCGGAGCCCCUGCAGAACGGUACUGCCCGGAUAACAUCUGAUCCCUCAUCCACUCCCCCUGCUGGAUAUAUCCCGGUAGUGCAGAAGCCGGAAGCCGUGGUGCAUGCUAUGAAGGUUCUAGAAGUCCAUGAAAACCUAGACAGACAACCUCCGGACAGCUAUGAGGAAGACCUGAGCGAGAAGGAGAAGGCCAUUGUACGAGAAAUGUGCAACGUUGUUUGGAGAAAGUUGGGUGACGCGGCGAACUCCAAGCCUUCCAUCCGGCAGCAUCUUUCGGGAAACCAGUUCAAGGGACCCUUGUAAGACGCCGUGUUCGGAGCUGAAGGAGUCAGAGGCACUUGAAAUAAAGAACUGCUGUAUAUAUAAGGCGACCGGAGGUCAACCCAGAAGCUGGAGACGCAAUACUUUGUAUAUAGAAGACUUUGUAUACAAACACUAGAUACAUAGAAGGGAACGAUAUCCCCCCUCCCCCCCAUAUCGACUGUCUCCUAUAUAGACCCAUGCACGUCCUGCAAUAGACCACUAUGGGGGGGGGCUCCUCAUCCUAUGGCACCUUGGUUAACGGACUACAACUCCCAGCAGUGACCAUAGGUUGGGCAACCACUUAGACCCAUUAGUAGAACACACUGGAAUUAUAAUUUUUGUAACAUUUAUAAUUUUUAUUUAAUGGGAAUAAGAACAAAAUUUUAGGAUAUUUUUGUAUAGAACCCGAGGCCCGGCCCCGCUCCCCCGCGCGUUUUAUGAACUUUCUAUCGGACGAUCAUUGUAGCUGCUUCAUUGAUUUCUAUUCUGAUCAAUCUUUGUAUUAUCGGGGGACAAAAAAAAAAGUGAAAACUUUUCAGGAACUUGUAGAUUUUUACCCGAUUUCUUUUUAUUUUUCUCCUCCUCCUGCUGUAUAUAAAGUGGACGGAUCUCUAUUUUGUUACAAUGUAUUAGAUUAUGUAGAGGUUGACAGAGAAUAUAUUCGGUUUAUGUCGGCAUAUAAAAACUCCCCAUGUAUAUAUGAACGGUCGCGGUU
Molecule: messenger RNA, 2164 nt
Organism: Hyla sarda
Lineage: Eukaryota; Metazoa; Chordata; Amphibia; Anura; Hylidae
Gene: CCDC85C
Product: coiled-coil domain containing 85C
Exons: 6
Coding region: 247-1449 (400 amino acids)
Cellular component (GO): apical junction complex
Source: RefSeq, a predicted model, not a curated record